AUGGACUUAAAUUUAUUAUAUCGAGAAUUUUCAGAAUACUUUGUAUGGUCAACAACAGAUAAAACAUGGACACGUCGUCAACGAGGAAGUGCUAUUGGUCGUGUGGUGACAUGUCAUCCAACUGAAGGGAAAAGAUACUAUCUUAGAUUGCUUCUAAUGAAUGUGAGAGGACCAAAAUCAUAUGAAGAUUUGCGAACUGUAAAUGGAGUAGAAUGUAAAACUUUUAGAGAAGCUGCAGAAAAAAAAGGAUUAUUAGUGUGUGAUAAUAAUUUGGUAGAAUGUAUGUCUGAAGCUGUAAGUUAUCAAAUGCCGUUCAGUUUAAGACAAUUAUUUGCUAUGAUAUUAAUAUAUUGUAAUCCAACUAAUCCAAGAGAACUAUGGGAAAAAUUUGAAAACCCAAUGUCUGAAGAUUCCAAAAAAAAUUCGAAUAUAGAUACAAGAGAAAUCCGUUACAAAGUGUUAAACCAUAUUAACAAUAUUCUUCAUUCAAUGGGCCGUGAUAUUAAUGAAUUUGAACUAAUUUCAGAAAUAAUAAAGGCAUCUGCAGCAGCAAAAGAAGCUAAAGAUGUUCAUUUCGAAAGAAAUAUCAUUGUUAGCGAAGAAGAUUUAAUGUUAGAAAACAAAUUAAACAUUGAUCAAAGAAGAGCUUACGAUAUGAUUCUUGACAGAAUAUUUUCAAAUAGACCAGGGGCAUUCUUUAUUGAUGGCCCCGGUGGAACUGGUAAAAGCUUUUUAUAUCGUGCUUUAUUAGCUACUGUGAGGCACAAAGGAUUUAUAGCUUUAGCAAUUGCAAGUUCCGGUGUUGCAGCUUCACUUCUUCCUGGAGGUCGAACUGCUCAUUCCCGCUUUAAAAUUCCUAUUGAUGUUAAUGAGAAUUUCAGCUGCAAUAUUAGUAAGCAAAGUUCAUUAGCAUCUUUAAUACGAGAUGCAAAACUAAUUGUAUGGGAUGAAAUUUCAAUGGCAAAAAAGGAAACGAUAGAAGCAUUCGAUUUGCUUUUAAGAGAUCUAAUGGAAACUAAUAUAAUAUUUGGUGGAAAGGUAGUUGUCUUCAGUGGUGAUUUUAGACAAACUCUUCCCGUAGUUCGUAGUGAAAAAAAGGAAGAUUUUAUUCGUGAAAGUUUAUUGUGCUCUGAAAUUUGGAAUCAACUUGAAAAAUUACAACUAUCAGAGAAUAUGCGUGCGAAAACAGAUCCUGCUUUUUGUGAAUAUUUAAUGAGAAUUGGUGAUGGAAAAGAAAGACAAAAUGCCUAUGAAAAAAUUGAAAUUCCUCAUUCUCUCAUUAUUCCUUUUACUUCUGAAAAAGAACCAUUGAAUAUGCUCUUCCGAGUUACUUAUCCUGAUUUAUACAAAUGUUAA
Molecule: messenger RNA, 1356 nt
Organism: Nicotiana attenuata
Lineage: Eukaryota; Viridiplantae; Streptophyta; Magnoliopsida; Solanales; Solanaceae
Exons: 2
Coding region: 1-1356 (451 amino acids)
Biological process (GO): DNA repair; telomere maintenance
Molecular function (GO): DNA helicase activity
Source: RefSeq, a predicted model, not a curated record